UCUGAUUCAAGUAGCGGGGCUAUAACAAGCCACGACUAAUUUGAUGUCAGCUGAUCUCACGGUAGCUCUCACAACAGCUUGUUCAUUUCAUCCUCAGACAGAGUCGAGACACCCGAGGCACAAUUGAAAACGCCCCGUAAAAUUGAAAACACCCGUUUUCGACAAGUGUACCGGAUAACAUGGACCUGAGCGAUCCCAGUCGCCACCACGGAACACUGAGUCCCGAUCUGUCCCCCCGCAUCUCUCCCCAGGGGUCCCCCGUGACGGUAUGCGCUACAAAAUCCCCCUCCCCCAUGCUCAGCCACUCUAUCGACAUUUCUGUGGCUUCCCCUGGGUCGGGCCGAAGCUGCUCUCCAAGUCCCGGGGGUGGCCCGGCCAAGAAGCCCUGCCCUGGGCUACUGUGUGUUGUGUGUGGGGACACCUCUAGCGGCAAACACUAUGGCAUUCUGGCAUGCAAUGGCUGCAGUGGAUUUUUCAAGAGAAGUGUUCGAAGAAAACUAAUAUACAGGUGCCAGGCAGGGACGGGUCUGUGUAACGUGGACAAGGCGCACCGGAACCAGUGCCAGGCGUGCCGCCUCAAGAAGUGUCUCACCAUGGGGAUGAACAAGGAUGCUGUACAGAAUGAACGGCAGCCCCGCAAUACAGCGCAGGUGCGCGAGGACCAGAUAGAUCGAGAACUGGAGCACCCCCUGGGGGCAAACAACGCCACGGUGUCCGCAACCCACCCCGCCUUUAGUCCCGGGGCGAACCACCGCUUUAUGGCCAGUCUCAUGACCGCGGAGACUUGCGCUAAACUCGAGCCAGAAGAUUCAGCCAUUCAAGAAGAAAAUAUCGAUGUCACUAGCGUAGAGCAGGAGCGAGCGCCCCCUCAACAACCCCACAUUUACCCAGAAAUCACCCUAUAUCCGGCGGGGCAGGAAACCAUCUACGAGUGCUCGGCACGACUUCUCUUUAUGGCAGUCAAGUGGUCCAAGAACCUGCCUUCCUUUGCCAACCUCCCUUUCAGAGACCAGGUCAUCCUUCUCGAAGAAGCCUGGAGUGAGUUGUUCCUUCUCUGUGCGAUCCAGUGGUCAAUGCCGAUGGAUGCGUGUCCACUCUUUGUGCUCCCUGACCACGCUCCCAACGCACAAAACGGAAAAAUCUCUCCUUUCUCUGAUAUGCGCGUGCUUCAAGAGGUCAUGGUCAGGUUCAAAGCCAUCCAAGUCGACCCUGCAGAAUUCGCCUGUCUCAAGGCCAUCGUGCUCUUCAAACCAGACACGCGCAGCUUGAAGGACCCGCCCCAGGUCGAGAACCUUCAGGACCAGGCUCAGGUCAUGCUUGGCCAGCACAUCCGGGCACAGCAUCCAACACAACCCUGCAGAUUUGGCCGUCUGCUGCUUCUCCUCCCAACGCUGAGAUACGUUCCGUCAGACCGGAUCGAGAGGCUGUUUUUUGGCAGAACUAUCGGCAACACACCAAUGGAGAAACUGCUUUGUGAUAUGUUUAAGAGUUGAAGUGUUCAUAAAAUUUUCAAAGACAUUCGCUGGCCCACGUGGUUAGUCAGUUAAAUCACGUGAUCUCGAUCAUUUUGAAGGAUAUGAAGUUCUUGCAGCAGUAGUUACUUCCCUUUGGUAACACAGUCACAGUCGGAUUUAUACAACAUUCUUCAGAAUACUUUGAAUUUUUGCACAGUAUUUUUGUAUGAAAGACGUCUUAUCGCUAUCCUCUUCGACUACACAUUUCCCACAUCUAUAAAUGCAAAACAAUGAACCCACCCAUCUCUUUAAGAAUGUACAUAACUUCACAUGGAACAUCCGAUUCUAUUCAUGAGUAUCAUUGUAUAUUAUAUUUAUAUUACGGGCACCUGUGCAAUAUCUCACAUUUUGUGACAAAUUACGUGCUUUAUGUAACUUAGAAUUUUCAUAUACAAAACAUUCUCUUGUACACAGAAAACCAAAAGAAGUCGAGUAGCUCACCACAGAGACCCUGUAAAUAGUUUAUUGUAUAUAGCUUGCAUAUAUAUCAUAUUGGUGUUAUUUACACAUUUAUCCCAUUAUCUAGUGCUCAGUAGUCUUCAACACGAAUCGUCUUCCUGCAAUGUACAUACGUCACUCUAUUUAUUAUCCAAUCAAUUUCAUGUGACUGUCUUGUGAUGCUUAAUCGUGUUUAUCGUGUACAUAUAAAUAUAGUCAUAUAUUGCAUUGAAAUAGAUAUGUGUAUAUAAGUCCCAUAACUGUUCAUUGUGUAUCUUGUGAGACACAAAUAAACCGUUCAU
Molecule: messenger RNA, 2254 nt
Organism: Haliotis rufescens (red abalone)
Lineage: Eukaryota; Metazoa; Mollusca; Gastropoda; Lepetellida; Haliotidae
Product: photoreceptor-specific nuclear receptor-like
Exons: 8
Coding region: 180-1493 (437 amino acids)
Biological process (GO): anatomical structure development; cell differentiation; positive regulation of transcription by RNA polymerase II
Molecular function (GO): zinc ion binding; RNA polymerase II cis-regulatory region sequence-specific DNA binding; nuclear receptor activity
Source: RefSeq, a predicted model, not a curated record